AUGGUUACUCGAGUACGCACAACCGAACAGAACCGAAUCAACCAACGCAAUCUCCGCGCUCGACGGAAAGCGUACGUCCAAGAAUUGGAACAGCGAGUCCGAAAACUGGAGAAUGACCGGAUUGGAGCCACAAAAGAGGUGCAAGUUGCAGCUCAGCGCGUGCACAAUGAAAAUCGACUUCUCAGAGCGCUGCUCGAAACAAAGUUUGGCGUCGGUGCACAUCAAAUCAGCAAGUACCUUGCCGAAGUCAACAGCAGUACAGAUAUUGGGACGCAAGUGUCCCGCGGCCCAGCAAAUAGCGUCGCCUUGUCGACACCGUCGGAGCGCAGAGGCGAAUCGGGCACGGGCGAUGCAACAUUCCGACAUCGCAGGAUCAACGAGUGA
Cladophialophora yegresii CBS 114405 is the source of this 384-nucleotide messenger RNA. RefSeq lists its product as uncharacterized. Lineage: Eukaryota; Fungi; Ascomycota; Eurotiomycetes; Chaetothyriales; Herpotrichiellaceae. Gene Ontology annotation, biological process: regulation of DNA-templated transcription. The transcript is spliced from 2 exons. The record is from RefSeq and is a predicted model, not a curated record. The coding region runs from base 1 to 384 and encodes 127 amino acids. Gene Ontology annotation, molecular function: DNA-binding transcription factor activity.